Messenger RNA from Morone saxatilis (striped sea-bass), 2127 nucleotides. RefSeq names its product pyruvate dehydrogenase complex component X (gene pdhx). Gene Ontology annotation, molecular function: acyltransferase activity. The record is from RefSeq and is a predicted model, not a curated record. Gene Ontology annotation, cellular component: mitochondrion; pyruvate dehydrogenase complex. NCBI's taxonomy places the organism in Eukaryota, Metazoa, Chordata, Actinopteri, Moronidae. Gene Ontology annotation, biological process: pyruvate decarboxylation to acetyl-CoA.
GGCGUCUGCACGGGCGCGUCUCACGGACGGAGGACGACAACAUGGCGGCCUCCUUGCGUCUGGGUCGUCAAGGGGUUUUAUUUGGCCUCAGAUUAUCUCGGGUUACUAAAUGUUUACGGGCCACACAGCCGUGGCAGGAGCAUGUCAGACACCUCUUCCAGUCGCCAUGGGUCCUCGGUGAGGCGGUGGCAGCAGGUGAUGCCCUUUGUGAGAUCGAGACCGACAAGGCUGUUGUUACCUUGGAAUCUAAUGACGAUGGCGUCAUGGCAAAGAUAUUGAUGGAAGAGGGCAGUCGAAACGUGCGCCUGGGCACUCUCAUUGCCCUCAUGGUGGAGGAAGGGCAGGACUGGAAGCAGGUUGAGAUCCCCCCUCCAGAGGCUGCAGCUCCAUCUGCCGCUUCACCUGCUACACAUGCAGCCGCGGCCCCAGUCGCGCCCCCAGCUGUUUCCUCUCCACCGAAACCAGCCACAUCAGGACCGUUACGUCUGAGUCCAGCAGCACGACAUAUUCUGGACACCAAUGGGCUAGACCCAAAAUUGGCCACACCCACUGGACCAAGAGGACUUAUCACCAAGGAAGAUGCGUUGAAUCUCUUGAAGAAGUUUCCUGCCCCCAAAGCAACCCCAGCCAUGACUGCCACGGCUGUCCCGAGUCCUGUCCCCAUCACUGCUACUCCCCCUCCACCUCCACCUCCAGGCAGCAGACCCAACAUACCUCCUCUCUCGGUACCAGGGAAACCAGGAGCACCGGGCACUUUCACAGAGAUCCCGGCCUCAAAUGUACGCCGUGUGAUUGCUCAAAGACUAACGCAAUCGAAGACCACCAUCCCCCACGCGUACGCCUCGGUUGACUGUGACAUGGCUGCUGUCAUGCACCUCCGCAAAGACUUGGCCAAAGAACAAAUCAAAGUGUCUGUGAAUGAUUUCAUUAUCAAGGCAGCUGCUGUUACACUUAAAGAGAUGCCAGAAGUGAACGUGACGUGGUCUGGUGAUGGACCCCGUGCACUUGAUUCCAUCCACAUUUCAAUCGCAGUGGCGACUGACAAGGGCCUCAUUACCCCAAUCAUUAAGAAUGCUGCAAACAAAGGGGUCCAGGAGAUCUCAGCUAAUGCUAAGGCACUAGCCCAGAAGGCUCGAGAUGGGAAACUUCUACCUGAGGAGUACCAGGGAGGCUCAUUCAGUAUAUCUAACCUGGGGAUGUUCGGUAUCAGCGGCUUCAGUGCCGUGAUCAACCCUCCUCAGGCUUGCAUCCUUGCCGUCGGGACCUCCAGGGCCGAGCUGCGGCUGUGCGAGGAUGACCAGACCCUGCGCACCCAGCAGCUGAUGAGAGUUACACUAUCCAGUGACGGACGACUGGUGGAUGACGAAUUAGCCUCGCGGUUUCUGGAUAAAUUCCGUGCCAACUUAGAGCAACCGCAACGCAUGGCCCUGGCCUGAAAAAAGUGAAAUGUCUAUGUGAAAGUGAUUGGAAAGAUGAAGCAAGAAACACCUGCAUGACAAAGCCUGUCUUUUGCUGUCACAAGCAGAGAGCUCUUAAAAGUUGAUUCCUGUUCAUGCUAGGAUUAAGGUUUAUGAAGUGGGCUUGUACAUAGUAUAAACUUUUGGUUGCGGCUUGCUUCUGACAGAUAAUCACCAGGUUUGAGAUGGAGGAGUUAAACUGGGCUUCUGCUAGAGUGGGAGAGGAUUCUAGCAGUGGUGCCAAAUAUUACUAAGACAGAAGUUGCAUAGCAGGGUGCAUCCCACAUAGUGUAAUAGGCGUGGUAAAACCAAUGUGUAUAUAUAAGGUGGUUAUUCUAGUUCAAUUUUUCAGUCCCUGUUCAUCUACUCCAUGUCGCUAUUAAUAAACAUGUAGUGGCGCUCUAAAAACCCCAUGUUCAUUUGUCAAAGAUAUUUAUUGAUGAGCAUCAACAGCAGCACUGUUUCUCAUAAGAUGAACCAUUUCCUGUUGUUACAAAACUCAAACAGAAUUAAGAACUUAACUAAUUGUUCAUGUUAAUAUGUUUUAACUUAUUCAAAACAGAUGUGAUAUCCCUGAAAUCUUGCAAGUAAAUGUGUAUACAAAAUAAAUACAGUAAUUUAGGUUUUGGUUUCCUUAGAUACUAAUAAAACAAAUUGUUCAACCUUGAAA